GGCACUGGAGGGGAAAGGUUUGGGAAAAUCCGAAAGCCCCCCCAUCCUCGGCUACCCUGCAGCUCCCAACAACAAAGCCCCCUCCUGCUGCUGCUGCUGCUGGACCCUGUACUUCGCCCCUGGGGUCUAGCCUGAUGCCCCUGCAGGGGGGAUGGGGCCCAAGGCGAUGCCCGCUGCAGAUCUACUGUUGCUGCCACUGCUACUCCUCACUGCCACCGUCAUGCAGACCCUCCAGGCCGCCCACCCCUUCCUCCCCAGCAUGACCACGCUGGACAUGGCUCCGGCCUCCUUUGACGACCAGUACAUCGGCUGCGCUCAGGACAUGGAGCACGAGCUGGCCGCCCUGAACCAGACGGAGUUCGCCACCAGCCGCACCUACGCCGAGGCUUGGGAGGCGGCCUCGGCCCGCUGGCGGGAGCACCUGGGUGGAGGAGGGAAGCGGCCCCCCUGGCCCCCGGGCUUCCGGGAUGAGCACGCGGUGGCCGUCCUGGCCUACACCGCCAACGGGCCCCUGCACCGGGAGUUCAACACCGCCGUGCGCGAGGCCGGCCGCUCCCGGGCCUACUACCUGCGCUAUUUCCGCUUCAAGACCCUCCACUUCCUGCUGACCCAGGCGCUGGCUCUGCUGGGGGCCGGGCAGAACCCCCAGUGCCGCCGGGUGUACCGGGGGGUGGCCGGGGUGCGCUUCCGGACCGGGGCCGAGCCGGGGGGGGCCGUUCGUUUCGGCCACUUCGCCUCCUCCUCCCUGCACGAGGAGGCCGCCCUCCAGUUCGGCCAGGACUCCUUCUUCUCCAUCCGGACCUGCCACGGGGCCGACAUCCGCUCCUUCUCCUUCUUCCCCGGGGAGGAGGAGGUGCUCAUCCCCCCCUACGAGAGGUUCCGGGUCAUCAACGCCAGCACCGGGCCCCACGGCCCCAACCACAUCUACCUGCAGUCCCUGGACAAGACCAGCACCUACAACUGCGAGUACAUCAAAGAUAAGAAGUGCACAUCCUGGAGGUGCAGAUUGAACGAUUCGGCAGCAGCCACAGGGAGCGAGGCCUCUCUGUGGUUACUCCUACCCCUCUUCUGGAGCGUCUGGUUGGUAUUGAGCCCCUUGGAACCUUUCUGAUGCCCAGUCCAGAAGUAGGCAAUGCCCAGCUCGGGAGGAGUCCGGAGCCAGCAUGCUCCUGGACUGACGCAGAAUGGGCAGGAUCAACCCUGGGCAGAGGCCAGAAAGCGGGCCGCCCCAUUGCAGGCUGAGUCCUCUGUGGGGUGGGACCCAGGGGUUCUGGGGCUGGGAGAGGGCAGGCGGGGUGGCAGAGGAUGGACAUGGUUUUCCAAGAUCGUCAUUUUUCCAACAUUGAAGAAUAUCUUGCUCUCCUGCCUCUGAGCCUGGGAUGCUGCACUUGGGACAACCACCCCUAUCUUCUUGAGGCCAACACCAAGCCACCUCUUCCGGGAAGCUUUCCUUGACUGAAUUCACCCACUCGCCAACGCAUCAAGUUUGAGGAGCCACGUCACUCCCCUCCCGUGGCUAUAUCUGUCCAGGUGGACAGGGGUUGACUGUGAGUCCUGUCUCCUUAGGUACCAUGUCCACCCCUCUCCCCUACUAGACCUGGGGGUCCUUGCGGGCAGAGUUCAUGUCUCUUCCCAGGAGCAGUUGUGCCCUUUGCGCAUGCUCAGUAAAGACA
Molecule: messenger RNA, 1673 nt
Organism: Tachyglossus aculeatus (Australian echidna)
Lineage: Eukaryota; Metazoa; Chordata; Mammalia; Monotremata; Tachyglossidae
Gene: ART1
Product: ADP-ribosyltransferase 1
Molecular function (GO): NAD+-protein-arginine ADP-ribosyltransferase activity; NAD+ poly-ADP-ribosyltransferase activity
Source: RefSeq, a predicted model, not a curated record